Messenger RNA from Paramuricea clavata, 4913 nucleotides. Lineage: Eukaryota; Metazoa; Cnidaria; Anthozoa; Malacalcyonacea; Plexauridae. The record is from the annotation of a GenBank genome assembly.
AAAAAACUCCAAUGAAACCACUUCUCAAAGGCUGACUAUUGUUUCUAAACAGUUUGUUUUACUAUUAAAAUCAUUCUAAACAUUCAUGCUCUAAUACUUUGUAUUUGAAAGUUUGGUACAAUUUUACUCAGUGUAACACCAGGUAGUUUGCAGUGCUUUGAAAUACUGCAGCAUUUGUUAGAGUAAAAUAUUGUGAGCUGCCAACUUUACAGUGAAAUCGUAAUUAUCUUACUUCUAUAUCAUAUUUUAUCUGAUGCUGUUACUAAAAAGCUUACAGUACUGUUGCAUGCCUGUCAAAACAGGGUAUCCUACAUGUAGGUAGUGGCGCUACCUGGGCACAGCUUGGUUACACAAGGGCCCACGCUAAAAUCCAUUGCAAGUACAGUAAUAAAAUGAUUAAUGUUUACUCUUAAAUAAUAAUUUCAAGUUAGUAUAAUAGAUUAUUAGUAUGGUACUUUGUAAGCUGUAUUUGAAUUAAUCCUUGGAUAUUCACAAUGCCUUGAGAUAUGUGUGUAUGUCUGUGUAUGUUUAUGUGUACAUUAUGUAUGACGUAUGUGUGUAUGCAAGAGUAAUGUUAAUAUCCAAUUUAUACUUUUCAGUUCAUUGGAGUGCAAAUGGAGCCUGGAUGUGUUGCAGAAGAGAUGGGGUGUAUGAACAGUGGAAAUGGUCGAGAAGAGACGGACGGUGGAAAUGGCCAAAAAGAGAUGGAAUGUAUGGAUGGUGGAAAUGGUCGAGAAGAAAUGGAUGGUGGAAAUGGUGAAGAAGAGGUGGAUGCUGUGCAUGGUGGAAACGGUGGAAAGACGGGGGGGAAAUGCCGUAGAGCAAAACACAAGUGCCCAUACACUGCUUGCAAUGCCAGUGUCAUCCACCUUCCCAGGCACAUGAAGCAGUUGCAUGGAUGGAAUAAAACUGACUCGUCUGGUGUUCUAGGAACAUUUGACUUGCGGAAAGGAAAGCCAUCGGUCAAGAAGAGAGAACACCCGAGGAAAGUAUGCCCAAAAAUUGAAUGUGGUGCCAUUGUUAGGCGGAUACAUAACCAUCUUGCCCAAGUGCACAAAAUUAAAAGAGGAAGUCCUCAAUACUUGAAGUUGGUGGAGAAGGCUGAAAACUAUUUACCUCCAGAAGAUAACAUCAGUUCCUCAGACGAAUCUUUGGUGGACAGCAGUGACUACGACCAGUUAGGAACAUUGCGGAAUAUGAAGAACCCAAGCUCAUCGAGAAAUGUUUACGAAUCUGUGUACGACAGCGAAGAUUCUGCAGACUAUAAAAGAUUCCUGAAUUCUGUUGUAAAGAGCGGUGACAAGAAAUGUGAUAAAGAUGAUGAUAAUAGGAGUCAUGAUGAGGGUAAAUAUGGUGGUGAUGGGGAUAGUGAUGAUGAAGAUGAUCUCAUUAUCCCAGCACCUGUGCACCUUGAACCUCUGUCCUCACCACCAACCUCGCCGAAACCCCUCAAUCCCUCCCCUGAUUUAUUUUCCUCUCCUGACUCACUUCCUGACCUUCCACCACGGUCGAAUCAUCCGAGUGAACCAUCCUCUGCUUCUCCCGUAGUUCAGCCUAUCUCUCCCCGGACACCUGAUUCCCUUGAUCCUAAGAAUGCUAGAGUUAUAACGUGUACAACCCCUCCCCGGCAACCAUCAUUGUCCCCCAAAUCCCCGGAGUGUAUUGUUGUGGAUGAAAUUGAAGAUCCUGAGGUCAAGCGUGAUCGUGAGAACCGUGAAGAGUCGUUGAGAGUUUUACGCUCUGUGUUUCACAAAGCUGAAGCACUAGCAUUCAAAUGUAGGUGAACCAUGCAUUGUUUUUAUUAUUUAUAAUCCGCGAACCGAGUUAAAAUCUACGCUAUCAUGGCAUAUUGGUCCGGUUGUAUAAAUCUCUUAACUGCUUUUGAACUUUUUAACUACCCGAUUGUGGUUAAAACGUAGUUAAUUUUAAUCACAUAGUUAAUUCGGUUGUAUAAAAAAGUAGUUAGCAUAUUAAAAUUGCAGUUAAAACGUGAGUUAAAGUUAACUCUGCCUUAGGGCAUUGUUAACUCUCCAAAACGUAGUGAAUAACUAUAUUUGGCAAGAUAAGCAACGCUUGCCAAGAAAUUUAGUCGUUAUCUACCCCCAGGAUGGUUUAUCUGAUGCUUGUAAACUUUUAAAACGUUGAUGCUUGUGAUGUUACUAAAACGUACUUAUUUUUUGUCGAAAACGGAAUAUGUUUUGCAUCGAAAUAGUUGUCGAUGCGGAAGAGCGAUCCAUAACAAAAGUUAAUCGACUCUAUAUUUUCACCGACAAGUUGCACUUCGACACAAUUAAGGUUUUUUCAAGAUAAAGGAAAAUAAACCUACAGUAAGGAUAGUAAAAUAGUUUGAUAUUUGGUGCAGCUUUGGCCUUUUCAGGCAUUGCAGCUACUUGUAUAUACUGUAUGCAUGGAAUGGACCCACAAUAAAUUCUACUUUUUUGGUAGUAAUGCCAAAUUAUUACAACAUUUUACACUGUAAUAAAAAAAUACUAAAAUUCAUAUUUUCCCAUAAAAUUUAGGGUCAUUAGCAGAAGAAGGCGAAGGGGAAGGCAGCCAAACCUCGUCAUCUUCAACUGGCUUUGUUCCUCCAUCGUCUCGCUCCAGAGGUGGACAAGAAAGACUAAUCACUGACAGUGAGCUUGUUCAGUUUAGAGAGUUGUUUGCUGCUUACAUAAAUUCCACGAAGCCGAUCACAACAAAAACUGCCAUAUCGAUGUUGAAAGGCAAUUCGAAUUUAAGGCAUCUUGUCAAGAAAUGUACCCCGCAACAGAUUUAUGACAAGCUGAGGACGGAAAGAAAAAUUGCCCUAAAGUCAAAGGGCCAUAGGUGACAUUUUUAAACUACUGUAUGACAUUUUGAAUACAGUUAUUAUUUGAACAAUGACAUUUUCAAGAUCAGGACAUGUUACACGAGGCAAUGUUUGCUGCAACUUUUAACGCAAUAUUGGAAAAGGGAAACGCGGGGCAUAUUUACAGUAGUACUUCAGUACGUACAUUUCGACGUAACACGGUUCUGUGCCGAAAUUGCAUUGCAAGUUGCAGCAAAAAUUGCUCUGUGUAACAUGGCCUUUAGGGAUAACAUAGUUUAUGAUUUAGGGAAAAGGUUUACUGCAUGUAUGCAUUCGUAUUAUAAAAAUUAAAGCCAGCAUAAAAUUUUUAAGAGAGGUAUAUUUAAAAAAAAUUAAUUGAUACAUACAGUUACCCUGCGAGCAGAGCCUUCUUUUCGUUUCUCUUGCUCAGGGAGAGGAAGGAAGAAAUAAGGCUCUGCAGUAUUCACGUUAUGCUUCGUCCAAAAUUCUGGACGAAGCAAACCGACCAAGGGAAACGAAAAUAAGGUUCUGCUCACAGGGUAACAUACAGUAUGUCCAAAGGCCGAUUAACUGUAUAUGAUACAAUUUGUUAUGCACAAUUGUCAUGUUCGUGUACUGUAUGUGAUAAAGUUGAACAAUAGGUCAGUAUUAGUCAUCGAGUUUAUAAUUGGUUAAACAAGGUUAAUUUCAGAUGUUUAACUUGAUUUCAUAUACACCAAAAUGACAAUUGUAUCCAACAAGCUGUAUCUUGUAAAUCGACCGAAACAUUUCAUUGUAAUUACAACAUCUUCAGAGAAUGAAGUAAUUACAGUCACAAUAUUGCACAGGUUUGAAACUUAACCUAGAAACUAAUCAACUGAUAUUCAAAACGAAAGAACGAAUAUAUACAAUAUAUGGUUUACAACAGUUAAUAUUCAACUAUUUAAGGUGAAUAUUGAAAGAGGUAUUACAAUUAACAAAUACAAUGGGGCAGAUCCUACAGUACACUGUACAUGUACUGUAUAUUGCCAUGCGGUUGGAGUUUUGAGAUCAUCAACAAGUGAUAAUCAUUAGUUGUAAUGACAAACGUCAUUUCAUUGUAUCCCACAAUGACUUUGAAAUAUAAAUUAUGUCAUAUGCAUGUAAAUAUGAAACUGAGCUGAUCCUUCGUCUUCAAGAAGCUCUUAUGAUCUCAAAACUCCGACUGUCUUUAAAUGUUAACAUUGUAUUGGUCCAUUGUAUUUGUUUUAAUACCUCUUACAAUAUUUAUUUUAGUUAUUUAGUUUGAUAUUAACUUUUGUACCCAUAUAUUUGUAUAAUAUCUUAUUGGUUGAUAAGUUCUACAUUAAGUUUAAAAACCUGUGUAAUUACUUUGAUAUUGUAAUUAGUCUCUGAAGAUGUUGUGGUUAUGACAAAACGUUUACGUUGGAUUUUAAUUUUUAUAAGAGCUGUGCUGUUUUCACAUGCAAUUUAGGCCAGGCAAUUUAUAAAGAACAUCUGAUUUACGGGAAGCUAUACUGCAAAUAUCAAACUACAGUACUGUACAGUACGUAUGCACUAAAACUGAUUUACUUUUUUAUUAAUUAAAAGGGUUUUACUUUCUAGAGUAAAAUAAUAGCACAAAACUGUAAUGUACAGCACAUAAUAAGCAUUGGAAUAUGUAUUGGGAUUUUCAUUGAAAGGGUUUCUACAUUUUAGAGUAAAAUAAUAUAUUGGAGAACUCUCUAAUGCCUUUAUAAACACAUAUGUAUACUGUAUAUAGGUUUGCCUAUAGGUUUCUUAAAAGAGUUUUUAUAGGAAACCUACAGAACUUCUACACAAUAGGAUUAAACACUUGUAUAAAUGGUUAAAUUCUACUACAGGUAAGUCAGGACUUAAGAAGAACAGGGAUUCAGACAAUAAGAUGUGACUUAGUAGAAUUUAACCAGUAUAUGAGUGUUUUUGCGUCUUAUGUAAGACGCGGUCUAUUUUCCUCCGCAUAAAUGGCCUUAAUCUGUAUAGGGAAUUGGAACAUUUCCUAUGGAAUCAUAUGGGCAAACCUCAUGGAAACACCUUCAAAUAUCACGACAGGAUUUUAUAGAAAAACUAGAUAAUUAUUUGGCAAAUUAUUAUUAAACAUUUGUUC